This is a messenger RNA of Ostrea edulis (European flat oyster), 1842 nucleotides long. RefSeq names its product dnaJ homolog subfamily C member 21-like. Gene Ontology annotation, cellular component: cytoplasm. Lineage: Eukaryota; Metazoa; Mollusca; Bivalvia; Ostreida; Ostreidae. The coding region runs from base 178 to 1782 and encodes 534 amino acids. The record is from RefSeq and is a predicted model, not a curated record. Gene Ontology annotation, molecular function: zinc ion binding; nucleic acid binding. The transcript is spliced from 16 exons.
GAAUUGUCUAAAAUCGUUAAACCGGAUACGAUAUUUAUUACACGGCUGUGGGAAAUCAUAACUUAGAAACUAUACGAUACAUCUUUUAUGACACACCUAAAUUUGAUUUAGAUAUACAGUGGAAAGUGAUACAACAGCCCAUUGCUUUACAGUUUUUAGACAUCAUUUUCCGGACGAAUGAUGGCAGGGACAAUGCGAUGCCAUUAUGAAGUCCUUGGUGUGGAGAGGAAUGCAACAAAUGAUGAACUGAAGAAAGCCUACAAAAAACUUGCUCUGAAAUGGCAUCCAGAUAAAAACCCAGACAAUAUGGAAGAAUGCACAAAACAGUUUCGAGCAGUGCAGCAGUCAUAUGAAGUUCUGAGUGACUCUCAGGAGAGGGCAUGGUACGACAAACACAGAGAGCAGAUUCUCCGAGGGGGAAUGGGUCACGGCGAUAAGUACGAGGACGAGAGUUUGGACGUUUUCCAGUACUUCAACUCUUCCUGUUACGCUGGGUAUGCUGAUGACAGUGAGGGAUUCUAUGCCGUCUACCGGGUUGUGUUUGAAUUGCUGGCAGAGGAGGAUUAUGAGUUUAUAGAAGACAGGGAAAAUAGCCAGGAAAUUCCAGGAUUCGGGAAAAGUGACAGUCCUUACGAUACGGUGGUAAAACCAUUUUAUGAUUAUUGGGAAAACUAUUUCACAGCAAAGUCUUAUGUCUGGGCAGAAAAGUAUGACACUCGGGAAGCACCGGAUCGCAGGGUCCGCAGAAUCAUGGAGGCUGAGAAUAAAAAGCUACGAGAUGCUGCUCGCAAAGAACGAAAUGAGGAAGUCAGGGCCUUGGUGCGAUUUGUGAAGAAGAGAGAUCGCCGUGUACAAGCUUACAGGAAAAAGAUGGAGGAGAGAAAUGAAGAGAUUGCACAGAAAGCAAAAGAGAAAAGAGAGCAGCAUUUGAAAGAGAGACAGAGACAGGUAGAGAACUAUCAGGAGGCCAGCUGGUCAGCCAUGACAGAGUUGGAGGGAGAUCUACAGAAAUUGGAAUCACAGUUUGGAGGCGAGAAUACAGAUGAAGAAGAAGAAGAUGAUGAUUACAUAGAUGAACUUUUCUGUGUGGCGUGUAACAAAGCCUUUAAAAGUGAGAAAGCGUUUGUAAAUCACGAGAAAUCCAAGAAACACAAAGAGAAUGUCGCCACCCUACAGGAGGACAUGAGGAGAGAGGAUGAGGAAUUAGUGGGGGAGGAUCCGGAAAUUUGUCCAGUGGAGGAGGAUGAAGAUGCUGAAGAAGAGUCCCCAUCGAAACAGAAGUUAUCAAAGAAACAAAAGAAAAAGAAAAGGCAGCAGAAUUUAAAGACUCAGGAUGUAGAAGACAUAUCGAGCAUUGUAGAUAACCUAGAUUUGAAUAAAGAUUCAGCUAAACAGAGUACAAAAUCAAAGAAAGAAAGAAGAAAAGAAAAGGAAGCUAGAUCUAGAGAACAGAAGGAGGUUGAGGAUUCUUUAGACCAAGACUCUCAGGAAACAGACAACAUACCCAACGGUCAGAGCGACCAUGACUCUGCAGCAGAUAGACUCUCAGAAAACGGGCUGGCGUCAGAUUCUACUAAUGAACCAGCUGGUAAUAAGCAGUCUUCAAAGAAAGCAGAAAGAAACAAAACCCAGCCAGAUCAGGAGAUGAAGUGUAAUGUGUGUAAUGAAAUAUUCCCUACGAGGAACAAACUGUUUACACAUAUAAAGGAAGUAGGUCACGCCCUCAGAGUGGAGCAGCCAGCCUCAGCAAAUCAGGGCAAGAAAAAGAAAAACAAGAAAUGACCAGAAACAAUAUUUAUAUUUGUACUUUAACUUGAUGUUGAUAAAAAGGUGGUUACCAUG